CGAAAACGUCGCCUAGGCAACCGCAAACCCUUGAAUAAUCGGCAAUGAAGCCUGACGCAGGGGAAGGCACGACACUUCAGUGGAACGCCCACUUCCUGUGAGUUAUGUUUGCAUACUUCGUGUGUGUGUCUGUGUGUGACACACCGUGGUUUGGGAAUGGCCCGUUGUUUUAGCCGUGUAUCGUUGCCGUGAGUCAGACAACCUCAGCGUUUCCUCUACAAACGAUAGGAUACUGUCUCUGUUCUACCACGUGAGCGCGGGAACUAACGCCCGGUGCCCUCUGGUGUGUGUCACUUGCGGACAACGGUCCUUUUUCUAUUCCCGUUCCCUUUGGACCAAGGCGUCUUGGGAAGACAACUCGCUCGGAUUUUGUUAGAACUUGACCUCUGCCCAGAAGUAACGAACCAGACGGUCUCCUUUUCUAGCGGAGCCCCAACUAGAACUACCCAACGCAUCGCUAAGCCGACACGCUAUACCGGCGGACGGCAUUCUUCCAACAAAGGAGCUAUUGAUCGUUUGCUCGAGCUUGCACUCCACUCUUUUGACUUGCAGAGCGGCACAUCCCCGGGUUUUUGCAGCACGACCUUGCACUCACAUUUCCAUCCUAAGGACAAAAGAAGGAAGCCAAGAUGUCGCUGAGACGCUGGGACCGAAUACUUGUGUUAGGAACUCUUCUCCUCUGCCUACAGCACUCCGCCUCACAAACCACCACUACUACCCAAGGCACCAAUGGCACAGCAGUGACGACAAAUAGCGUCUCCAUGGUAACGACCACACCCGCCACACCACUCAACACGGCAAUGCAGGCCUCCUCGUCUUCUCCAAUGACAGGUAACGUGACGUCAUCAGGAAGUGAUGCAACAGUUGGCAGUAUGACGCAAGACAUGACCAAUACAACAAAUGAGAUGACAUCACCAAAGGGCCCUGACGUCACGACAGCUGUCAUGACAACAUCACCGCUCGUGACCACCACCAUACUACUGACAGACGCAGGGCCUACUCAAGCCACGGGUACUAUAUCACAGAAUUCAAACACAACAGAGAACGUUUCUAUGGCAACAGUCACGGACACUCAGACCGACCACACAACAGUACUUUCAACCACGAUAGCUUCGACUACCAUGGCAACAGCAUUGGUGACCGCAGCAGACAGCACGACACCAACGUCCAAUGUCUCUGAAAGCAUGCUAACCACUGUGAACGAGACUGGUAUCAUGGCAACCACUGUCCCCAUGGUAACGUCAACUAGUCCCGUCAACAUGACACAGUCAUUGGCAGUCCACGAAAAUAUGACCUCAACAGAAAUGAUGUCGUCUACCGCACAACCUACAACCACUACAGGUGCAUCAUCAACUACAGAGAACCGAGCCACGGAUAUGAUGACGACCAAAGUGAUGACGACGACGCAAGCCUCUAAUAAUACAGGC
Messenger RNA from Branchiostoma floridae (Florida lancelet), 1427 nucleotides. Its product is annotated as cell wall protein DAN4-like. NCBI's taxonomy places the organism in Eukaryota, Metazoa, Chordata, Leptocardii, Amphioxiformes, Branchiostomatidae. The record is from RefSeq and is a predicted model, not a curated record.